CUUUCUCAUCAUAAGGUCACUAGGGUCAUUACCCUCAUUGCAAGAUUUUUUUUAGAAAAAGUAACGUGGUUUCAUACCUUUAAAGCCAAUUCUUCCUGUUAAGCAUCUGUAACAGGGAAAAGAGAAGCAUCAUUCAAAACCAUAGAAGGAAAGCAAGAUUGAAGGCUAUCUUUGAACAAAGGGUUAUGUCGAUACAUAAACAAACUUUGGAGCAGCAAGAAGCCCAAAUGCUGCGAUUGAAGAACUCAGGAUUGAUCAAUUGUAAUGCAAGUCCUUUAGUGAACGAUGAAAAAGAAGAGGAGAUGACAAGAUCAGCUCUUGCAGCAUUCCGUGCUAAGGAAGAAGAAAUCGAGAGAAAGAAAACCGAGAUCAGAGAGAGAGUCCAGGCUCAGUUAGGCCGUGUUGAGGUAGAAACCAAGAAGUUGGCUGAAAUUCGCGAAGAGCUUGAAGCUCUAACAGAUCCAAUGAGGAAAGAAGUUUCACUUAUACGCAAAAAGAUCGACCUGAUUAAUCGAGACUUGAAGCCAUUGGGACUAAGCUGCCAGAAGAAGGAAAGAGAGUACAAAGAGGCCCUCGAGGCUUUUACCGAGAAGAACAGGGAAAAGGCUCAGCUGAUUACCAAAUUAAUGGAGUUGGUAUCUGAAAGUGAGAAACUGAGGAUGAAGAAACUGGAGGAACUGUCCAAGAAUAUGGAGUCCCUUUGCUGAGAUAUGUUAACAGCGCGAUUCAAGAACUUAUUGAUGGAAAUUAGUACUGUAAUCAUUAUUUUUUUGUUGGAAUCUGUUUUUGUAUUUUACCAGUUCUUUGGAACUUAUCUUCUGGAUUAUGUUUGAAAUAACCCUUCAGUUAAUUUUUCAGAUUUACACAAAAUUCAGGACCUUAGAACACUUAAAUCUUUACCAAAUGAGAGAUAUAUCGGUUAAAAUUUAUAAUGCUUCAGCUUCUUUGUUGUAAUCCUUGGCAGCUAAAAUUAUUGCAC
This is a messenger RNA of Olea europaea var. sylvestris, 979 nucleotides long. RefSeq lists its product as uncharacterized. Bases 186 to 707 code for a protein of 173 amino acids. The transcript is spliced from 4 exons. Lineage: Eukaryota; Viridiplantae; Streptophyta; Magnoliopsida; Lamiales; Oleaceae. The record is from RefSeq and is a predicted model, not a curated record.